AUUGAAUAACAUUAUUUUUGUAACCACACUAAGUGUAACCAUAUAUAAAGAUAAAAAUAUAAUAAAAACAUAUAUACCUAUAUUUUUUAUAACGUAUUUUACUAGGGAACAAGCAAAGUUAUAUAAAUCCAUGAAAAUAGUUGCCUGCAGAAUAUGACAAGCUUUCUGGUUUUUGGACGGUAAGAUUAAGUUAACAUGGUACACUUUUUCUUCCUAAAAGCAUGGUUAAAGCAAAGAAAAUAUUCAUUUAUGAAUAUUGAAUACUUAAAAUAAUAAAAUUAAUCAAAUAGGUAUAGAUUUGUUUGUCUUUCUAAUUGACAAACAGACCUAACAAUACAUGUUUCCAUUGUAAAAUGAAUCUUCUAUCAAUAUUUUCAACCAGAAAGUCAACUACAUUUUGCCAUAAAACAGCAACCAGAGCGCAUCACCAAAAUAAAUGAACAGCGGCCUCUUUACAGGAAUUACAGUACAUACUGAACAUCUAUAGCCUAUCUUUUUUCAACUUUUAAAAUAGAAAACACUUAACCGGGAAUAUUCUGUGAAUACUUUUAAGGGUCACCUAUUUAUCUUUGUUUGUAACAAAAUAACAGUUAGCCAAAAGCUAAACUUUCUUCCAAUUGACAUCAUUCACAAUUUAACGUGAAACAAUGUCCUUUUGGAAUAUAGUUCUUAUUGAUUUAUUAUUAUUAUGUCCAUGAGAAGGAAACAUGUUGCCCAAAAGGGGUGUUUGGGUAUAAAGGUGGGGGGUUGUUGAGUCUUCUCUUUUGUUUAGAUCGCAUACAAACACCUGCAGGGAUCGCACCAAAGACUUUUGCAAAUCCUCAAGGUGGAACAGGGCUGUUGCUUCAAAAAUGUAGGCUAUCUAAUAAGAGAUAACCAUAAUUGUCAAAUAACUGGUUACCCAGAACAAUAUUAUUCUGAAACCAGUUCCUAAAGAAAACUGUUUUUUGUUUAUUUAAAAUGUCCUUAUUGUUUCAUGUAAAAUACCUGUGGUAAAAAAUGAUGUUUGUUAAUUAAUUUCCAAGAAAAAGUGCUUGUUUUUUGUUGAUACCAUAGUUACAAACAAGAAAGAAAUGUAUGCUACCAAACUGAGUGAAAAUAUGGAGGGAGAGGAUUUCUAAGAAGUUGCCCAAUCUACUAAACUUUUAAUGUAUUGUUUAACGUUUUAAAGUCUAAAAUGUUAAGGCCACCAGUUAGUUCAUUGUACAAUUAUAUAAUGUAUCUUGUGUCCAUCCAUCCAUUUUCUACCGCUUAUCCGAACAACCUCGGGUCACGGGGAGCCUGCGCCUAUCUCAGGAGUCAUCGGGCAUCAAGGCAGGAUACACCCUGGAUGGAGUGCCAACCCAUCGCAGGGUAUCUUGUGUCUGCAAACCAAAUUAAAAAGCAUUUUGUAGUAGCCUAGUGACAGUUGUGUUGUCCUUUUCUGUCGCAUGACGUCAUUUUAGUCUUUUGGUAAAUGGAUGUUACAAAAAACGAAACCAAUGAAAAGUGGUAUGAUUCAUAUAAUAAUAUGACACUAUAUAUAAAAUGUACACUAAUACGUAUAUAAAACAUUAAUAUUUAAAUAAAAUAUUACAAAGUAACUUGUUAUUGUUUAUUGUUGAUUUCAAAUAAAUUAAAUACAUUUUCAUCUUUCAAAUGUGUGAUGCAUUUUCAUUUCAUAUUUUCAUUUAAUAGCUAGGCUACAUAUAGAGUGAUAGGAAGUAAAAAAUGUACGUCAUAGAAAUCCAGGUCAAUAAGCCUAUUAUUUGAGUCCAAACAGUAUUUAUAUUGUUUAUGAGGAAUGUGGACUACUCAAAGGCACCUUUACAAUACAAUAGCACCUUCCUGAAGUCAUCAGGUUUCUAUGAUAUUAGUUUCAUGGUAACGAAAGGUAUUGACUCAGAAUAGACAACAGACGAGAAGAGCUGUAUGACUAAAUGACCAACAUUAACCCACACAGAGUCCGGUAUGUUUUAAAGAAGGACCAAUGAAUAAAUAAAUCUGGACAGCAAAAGAAGAGUUAAAUCUGACUUACACAUUCACUGCGUCCUCCAGCCGCGCCGCAGAUUUGUGAACGGCGCGUGUCGUUUGACCCGGACGCGCGCCUGACCCAUUGAUUUAGCGAUGCUUUGAUCGUGCCGUGCAAGGAUGAUGACGCGGCCACGGCGUGAUUCCCGCGUCCCCGUCAACGUAUCUGGGAAGCAACCGGGAUUCUGUGAGGUCGGCUGCAUCAGCAGCAGUCCACGCGAUUGUCAUUACAUCACCUCCUUGGCUGACAAAGAUAUCGGUUAAUUAUUUACUUUAUGGACCGACCGAAACGCGUUUUGAAGGCCUGACACAAACAUGCCCGUAGGCACCAGGUUUAACGGAAGCACGUGUUUUUUACCGAGAGGAUAAAGAGAAAGGUGGGUGACUGGCUCGCGCUCAUUGUGUUGUCGGUGAUGAUGUGAGGCGGGAUGCCAUGGCAGCGGCGGAUGUAGCAGCUAACGGGCCAGAGCCGCCCGGAACACCGGCGUCCGCGGUCUUUCCCUACGAGGAGUACGAGUGUAAAAUCUGCUACAACUAUUUCGACCUCGACCGUAGGGCGCCGAAAAUUUUGGAGUGCCUGCACACGUUUUGCGAGGAGUGCCUGCACGCGCUGCACUUGCGCGAGGAGCGGCCGUGGCGUAUCAGCUGCCCGGUGUGCCGUCACCGGACGCCCGUGCCAGACUAUCGGUUACAGAACCUGCCCAACAACACCAAGGUCACCGAGGACUUCCCUCUCUAUAUCGACUUGGACCCUUUGCCUCAAGAUGCGCUGCCGCCCCACCCGCCUCCCCUGCAUCCGGCGCUCGUGGCGCUCAGACGCGAAGAGGACGCGUCCGGUGCGUCCAUGGCGGGACACGCGACACCGUCGACCACGACGCUGUCCACCGCGACGACGCUGUCCCAAGACUCCGUCUCGCGCUACGAGAGUUGCCACAACUGUAGGCGGGUCGCGCUGACCGCUGGAUGCGUGUGCGUCAUCUUCUCUUUCCUUUCCAUGCUCGUGCUCUUGUUCAUGGGCCUGAUAUUCGUGCACAGCCACGGCGGGCCGCCCUCGCCCGCGGGACCUCUGUGCUUGUCUGUCGCGAGCAUCCUCGCCAUGGUCUCCGUGGUGGUUACGUGGCUCCUCUGCUGGCUCAAAUACAGACCGGAGCACGAGACCGGCCGCGCAUCGGCCACUGCCAACGCGAACAGGAGAAACGCGUGACAGAAAUUAUUGUUGUUCAUGUGUGCGUGUGUGUUUGAGUUUUGCAAUGGCUGAUGACAAAACCGAUGUCUAGACAGCAGGGUCGCGCACACAAUGCAGAUAAACAAUGUAUUUGUGCACUUUAGUCCAAUUUUCAAAAAAUGUGAGCAAGCAUUUGUUUUAAAGGAAGCACUUUUCAAGCAAAACAUUUCAGAACUGAUAUUAGUUCGAAUUUAAAUAUAUAUAUAAAAAAAGAAACAUGUAAAAUGUUAAGAAUACAGUAUUUGUCAAAUGUUAGUGGAUAUAGCCAUGUUACUCUGCUGGAAACCUGUGUGAACUUAACAAGUCCACGUCAAAAUAUGUUCAAAUAUUUUGUGAGGAUGCGAUAUACAGUUGGAGCCAGAAAUCUGAGACCACGGAUGCACCCUUUUUGUAGUAUUUUUAGUAAUUCCAUAAGGCAGUUUUCUUCACAUAUGAAUCAGAAAAUGAAUACCAUCUAAGUGUUAAUUUAAAUUAAAGCAUUUAUCAUUUUUAUGAUGUUUUGAGAUUGUUUCAAAGAGCAUCUUUCGUGCAUCAGUUGAAGAAAGGUAAUCUUAACUUUUAGCUGUAGUUGAGCAGCAGGUUGCCAGUAACUUACUGUAGAUUGAAUUAUUUUCCUAUUAGUACUGUUUUCAAUUUGAGUUAAACUAAAUUAAUAAUUAAAACACUUUGGCUUUUGAGAUUCAAAAAGAGCAAGAAAAUACUAGCACAGCAGCACUGCAAAAAAAUACAUUCUUCCUAAGCAUUUUUGUCUUGUUUUUUAGUAAAAAUAUUUGAAACGUCAUAAUACGGUAUAACCUAAGAUAAAAUGUAAAAUUUUAUAAAAUAAAAUAAAUAUGUAAGUUUAUGUUUAAGACAAAAUUGUAAAUUAAAUCUACAGUAAGUUACAAACCUGUAGCAAAACUACAGAAACGUUUUACUCAAUUUCACAUAUUUGCUCACAUUCCAGAAGUAGUGCAUAUUAUGAAUAUUUUUGUACGUUUUAUGUCUUGACUUAUCUGUUUCGAGGUCUCCGACUUUUGGUUGCCACUGUAUAUCAUGCAGUAUGCAAAAUUCCUGAACUGAAAGGAAAUAAUUAUUUUACACCCAUAUACUUAAAAAGGCAGAAAAUAGGCUGAUAAUCUCCAAACGGCCAUAUAACGGCUGAUGAAUGGGUCUCUCACCCGAUGGGUAUAUCCUCUCGCUGUAUUAUAUGCCAUUCAGCCUGUGACAGAGAGACGCUUUUCUUCAUAUGGAGCAAUAGCUUUAAUAUGAAAUUGUGUUUUAUACCACCUCCUUGUUCUCCAAUUCACCUAUGCAUCUGUCACGGUGAAACCGUGUCAUCUGACAACCAACUGACAAUCUCUUUUUGCUGUCGUCUUUGUGUGCUUUGACAUGCACUGCAUCACGAUACAUUAACCUUAGUGCUCACUUCAUCUUUUAGUCAUUGAUCGAAUUUGUGUAUGACACAAACCUGUGAAGCAGUCUACCUGGGUACCUAGUUUAGAAAAAAAAACCUGCAUGAUACAGAGUAGAUGUAGGAGCCAAUUCGGUAUGUUAGAGACCUUCCUUCCUUGCUUGAGAGCUUCUUAAAUCAUACUUGCUGUUUUUAUCAUCAAGGAUUGUCUAAUCUGUAGUUGAUUGCGCUGGGAACUUCACACAGAUCUGGGUUUUCGUGCAUGUGCACAUGAAUGAGAACGAGUGUUGGUGCAGAGCUCCACAGAUACUGAAGUUACUGAAACAGAUCGCUGUUAAAGAUUUGUUAAGAAAAAAAUGCACAGAGGUGAAGCAAGGAGAAAUGUGAUAUCCUAGAAGCAGUUCGAGUUUUGCAGUGUCCUCGUUCUGAUGGGAUGCAGCAGCAAAAAUCAAUGAUAAAGACUCACACUUGGAAGUCAGUGUCUAGCACUGUCCAGUGUUUACUGACCCACUUAUGAAAUCAUAAGUUUCCCUUUAGUCAUUUGUCCCGAAUGUGCAAAACUUAUUCAUGAAGCCAAACGUGUCUGGUUAACUUGCAAUCACACGUUCUUAGUAGCCAUCUGGCAGUAUUAAUAAAUAUAUACUAUUCAGAUUAUCUGUUUUGGAGUUUUGUUACAAUGAUAGCUGAGACACUUGAUAGCCUUUAUUUUUCCCUUUGUAGUGUAAAAGUCAUUCUCUGGAAUGGUAACCAAACUUGAUCCGUAUCUCUUGAGGGAACAUUUCACCUAAAAAAUGUAAUUCUGCAUUACUUAAGUCAACCCGAAACCCUCGCAUAUCUGAAAAACCCAAAAUGAGACAUUCAAAAACUCAAAAAAAAAAUCUCUUUUCCAUGGCAAAUAAGUUUUUAAAUGACAGAAGUUUCAUUUUGGGGUGAACUGCUCUCUGAAAUUAGCUCUUAUGUGCCUUUCCUUUUUAUUUAUUCGUCUGUUUAUGGAGGAAACAGACAUUUUAUUAGAAAUGAUCGAUGGGAUUUUAUAUGGGUUUACCGUUUAGUAUUUUAGGCUGUUGUUGUUGUUGUUGUUGUAAGGAAAUGUGAUGAUCAACUCAAGUCGGCCCCCUGCUGGUGGUGCUUGUGUAGUGCAAUCAUUUGUGUGUUGUGGGCUAUUGCUUACAUUUUUGUAACGAAGGUAUAAAAACUGAAAAUGUGUGUGUGUGAGGGGUAUUUGAACUAAUGCAAUGGUGAUUUUGACAGCCGGGGAACGUGCUAAAAUGUAGACUGUUUGAUGCUGUUGUCGGUAAGAAAAUAAAUGGUACAAAGCAGCACUUGUACAGGAAUUAGUGUAGUGCAGCGGUGUUAUGUAGUCACCAGCUUUACAGCUUCUCCUGCCAGAUUAGACAACAUCUAUGUCAUGAUAUUAUUCUAUACCAGGACUUUGGUUUACUGCCCUGCUUGAUCCUUAAUAUGAAUAUUCUGGUUUAUGGUGGUAAACAAGUAUAGCUGUGUUGUUCACCAGCUAAAAAACGCUGGUCAGUCUGAAUCCUUGUACUUGUCUUCUGUUCUGGUUUAGAUUCUCAGAAAGUGAGAAUUGGUGUAAACCCAAAACAUUAACUCAAUAAGGACCAAACUAUAAUGAACAGGGUAUGAUCCAGUCCUAAUGGUAUAACACACAUACUACAUACACUUGUAAUGUUCUCAUAAAAAUUAUUCAUAUUUACAAUGCUGCUCUAUGUGACCUUCUCCCUUUUUCAUGAAACUGUAGCUGUAAGUGUUUGGAUCAUGCAUUGACCCAGGGACUGUCUGGAAUGAGAUGUUUCCCUUAAUGCACUCCUGUUAGUAACUAAAGGGUCACGGGCUUUAUAAACAGCCCUUAUACUCUGCUGUCAUAUGUUUAGAUUAGAAAUUAUAAAAUGUGUCUUUUUAAUAUUAUGGCUUAAUAAUUGUUGUGAAACUUGUUUCAACUGUAUUUGCACAUUGAAAUUGUUCUGUUUACAUAUAAAAACACACCUUUUGGUUGGCUAA
Molecule: messenger RNA, 6647 nt
Organism: Triplophysa dalaica
Lineage: Eukaryota; Metazoa; Chordata; Actinopteri; Cypriniformes; Nemacheilidae
Product: E3 ubiquitin-protein ligase RNF186
Exons: 1
Coding region: 2444-3214 (256 amino acids)
Biological process (GO): protein ubiquitination
Molecular function (GO): ubiquitin protein ligase activity
Source: RefSeq, a predicted model, not a curated record